AUUUAAAGCGAGCCUUGUUUACUUCUCUGGUUGGUGUGCUGAAUAUAUGAUAAAUAUUUUCCAAAUAAGUGUUAAAGCCGUUUUUAAGUAGGUGAUUUAUUUUAGUGUUUGAAAUCCAAAAGGUUUGCAAUAUUUAAAAAUAACCCUCUUAACAAACCACUUCCGUAUUAGCUGAAGUGAUAUGAACUCAAUUUUCCUGUUUGAGGAGUGUCCGGUCAUUAUUUGUCUUUGUGUCAGUUCAAAGCUAAGGGUUUAGAGGCAAACACUGCAGUGACACAGCAAACUUUAUUAGACUUCGGUAUGGCAUCGGAGGACGGAUUGGAGAUGCCCCCGGCUCAAGCAGCGGAUCAGAGGGAUGGUGGGGCAGUCACAGAGCACGUGGGCGUCCCAUCUGACUCUACCCCCAAUUCCUCCGCAGCCACAGAGUCAGCAGGACAGAAUCCGAGUGAUGUUGAUGUGUGUCGCUUUUUCCUGAUGGGAAAGUGUCACUUUGGACACAGAUGUCGUAUGUCUCACAGUGUCCCCUCAUUAGAUGAUUCAGGGGCUGCCGCUCCUGACCAGGAUGACAAACCAGACCAAGAAAAAGCAGAGAAACACAAGCAGAGAGUGAACAAACCAAAAAAGGCCACAUAUGAGGCAAAAGAAGUGAACAAAAAGCCUCGUAUGCGUACAGCAGAUGACGUUAUUUCCCGGAUCCUUUGGGACCCCACAGUGGAUGCAUCAGAGUUUGUGGUUGGGUAUGUGGAUCGCUUCCUGGGUGUGCUGGAGCGUCCCUUCUGUGACUUCAACUGGGACACCAAUCCCUGUGACUGUGAUUACACUACUGAGCUGGCCCUCCCCAGACACAGGAUCCAGUACUUCACCUACAGAGGGUACCGUGUGUGGGAUCGCCACACACGGACUGACAGGGUGUUUGGAUCCACCGGUCAAUCUCUGGCUCCCCCCUUUGGAGGGGACGAGGAAGUAAAGGAAAUUAACACAGAAAACCAGGAAGAACAACAAGAGCUCCUCAAAACAACAGAAGAGCAGCCACAUGCUGCCUGUGGGCAGGAAGAGAGUGAAACAGAUGAGUGUAUUCAUACCGAGGACACACAUCUGGAAGAGGAGAAGCAGAGGGAGAUGAAUAUUUACACCGCUGACUCAACAGCAGAAGCAUCUCCUCAGUGUCGAAAAGACACUUCUCAAAAACAACAGGAAACACAAGGAGCAUGUGUUACGGAGGAGGCUGAUAAAAGUCCUGAGACUUCCACAGACCAAAGUUCCUCAUCCCUGGAAGGAGAAAGUGUAAAAGAGGAGGCAAAGGAAGAGGCUUCGGCAGAAUGGCCAGAGAGCUGGGAAGGAAAGGACGAUACCUCGAGUCAUCUUGAAGCUCUCAACAUCAACCAGAAUCCAUCAGCACCUCUGGAGCAGAGGGAGGAGAAGCGUGGUGGUCGCCCCCCUAAAAAACAACCCACACACUUCAUCACCUUCAGAGCCAACACUCCCGCUGUCCUCUCCGGUUUCCAGCAGCUGCAGGACGAGAUGACCUCCCUCCUCCCCUCCUCUGCUUCUCACUGGCAGAUCGCCUCCAGCCUCCAUGUCACCAUGUGCCUGCUGGUGCUGCCCGGCCCUGCUGAGGUGGCCGCUGCCGGGGAAAUCCUCCGACAGUUUGCUCAUCUGGAUCGUAACCCUCCCGUUGCUCUGACCUUUCCCGUGAAGCUGAAACACUUCAACGGGAGGGUGCUGUACCUGAGCCCCCAGCCUCAGCUCCUCCUCCAGCAGCUUAACAGCGGCAUGCAGGAGGCCUACAGGAAGGAGGGCCUGCUCCACAGGGACUCCUUCAACCCACGCUACCACCUCACACUGGCCAAGGUAGACAAAAAGGAAGGGGAGAGGAUUUUUGAAACGGUGGGGGACCUGAAAGUGGGGAAGGGGUUAAACUUUGGUCGUCUGCCAAUAAACACCUUACACCUAUGUGCCAUGGGUGGCCCCAAAGUAGACGGUUUUUAUGAGACAGUGUGCACAGUAAAUCUUAGAUGAUAGAGGAGUUGACUUUAUUUACAUGCACACACUACCUCCAUGUACAGUAAUACUGGAGAUACAUGGAUGGGUGCAACACCUCUGACAAUUGCACUGGUCAUGUGGCCUUAUACAACCAAAUCUGGUGUCUGUGCUUUAAAUUUUGAAUUUGAUAAAAAAAAAUGUUUUUUACCAGAAGCACUUUAAUAAAGGGGUAGAAAUUAGAAGGAAGGCCUGAAGGAAGAAAAAACUAACUUGAUGCAGUGUCGCAAAACGACAAAAAGCACCGUGCAAUAAUAAAACUUCACUUUAGUUACAUGUAAAAGGUUACACUACUUCUGUUUAAGUUAAAUUAAAAAUACCAGAUCUGAAAAAAAUGCAUGUAUUUUUAAUACAUAUCUUAUUUACAUCAAUUAGCGACAUUUACUUGUUUUAGAAUAUUUCUAGAUGAAAUCUCUGCUGCACAGAGGCUUUAUUGUUUUUGCUCGUUUUCAACUCUAUUUGGGCCUUAUCAGAAAUGCUUUCUUAUCAAAAACAUUUCAGAAUUAGACCGUAUGUGAUCAAUUUUUUUUUUUCAAUUUUUCAAUACACAGAAUAACCAAUUGCAACUAAUUUAUGAAUGUAAAUUUAUGAAUAUUUUAAUUUGAGCAAGAUGCAAACAAUGUAUUUGCUCUAGCUUCUCAAUUUUAAGGAAAUGCACAUUGUUUUUAAUUUUUUUACUAUCUUCUUAAAUGUAAUGGACCAAAUGUAAUGUAUUUCUUCAUCACAAUCCACGUUAGUUGCAGAAUUAGUCGAAUUGCAACCUCUAGCAUAAGCCCUGAGAAACAGUAAAACAUCGCCAGCUGUUCAUUUGUAGGUAGGUCAGAUCUGGAGUCACACACUAAUAGAUGGUUGUAAAGGAUGUUUCAUCAUCUUUGAGACUUGAUUCUCACUGAAAAUGCAGCGCAGACUUCCAACUUUCUCAUAAAAUAGAAGCCCCUGAGUUGAAUGUAAAUAGUUUCCCUCCUUUAUGUUAUGGUGCAACAAACUAGGUGUACGCUGAAUGCAGGCAUACUUCACUUUGAUAUCUACGUUUUUUACUGCUGCACAGACAGGACGUAUGCACUCGUUGUUAAGGCUUAUGAGCCACACAUAGAUCGUUUAUGAGGGGAAAAGAUUACAUUUUCUUGACGGCCAUGAAUUAAUCAAAGUGCUUGUAAUCUGGAGCUCUUAAUGCCUCGAUUUAUACAGCCUGUUUUCUAUGAAUAUUGUAUGCACUGUUUUCAACAGAAGCCUUUGUAUGAUUUUCAAUGAAUGAUACAGACUCGAUUGUAAAGUUCAUUAAAUAUAAAACUGGCUGUUUAAAA
Labrus bergylta (ballan wrasse) is the source of this 3344-nucleotide messenger RNA. It is a transcript of the gene leng9, whose product is annotated as leukocyte receptor cluster (LRC) member 9. The record is from RefSeq and is a predicted model, not a curated record. NCBI's taxonomy places the organism in Eukaryota, Metazoa, Chordata, Actinopteri, Labriformes, Labridae. Gene Ontology annotation, molecular function: metal ion binding.